CGAGGACAGUAAACGCCCUUGGAAGAAAAACAAAGACAGUAAAACGGCAAGAACUGUUAAAAACUAAAGAGCUGUGAGAUAAAUCUGUAAUAUUCAAGCCGCUGGAAGAUUCCCCGAGCUGCUCUUGGAAGAAAAAAAACACAAGUCCCUUUCUCCGCCUCCCUCUUCUCUCCUUUUACUCUCCUCCUCUGCCUUAUCCAGCACUUCAAACCAUCCAUGAGUGUGACCAACUCGUCUGCCUAUCGCUCGGAGCGUAGUUUCCAGCAGACCUCAUCGUCUACUUCAUCGUCCUGUAACCCAUACAUGGAGAAGAGCCGAGGUGUGUUCGCUGAGGACUUUGACUCCUUCAUGAGGCCCGGGAGCAACACUCUGGCGUUUUCCAGUGGAGCUGGAAACGUCAAAACUCUGGAUGAUUCGUACCAGUUCACUGUCGACGUGCGAGGCUUCUCCCCCGAGGACGUCAUCGUCACGACCUCCAACAGCCAGAUAGAAGUUCGUGCGGAGAAGCUGGCCCAGGACGGUUCAGUGAUGAACAAUUUCACCCACAAGUGCCAGCUACCCGAGGACGUGGACCCCACCUCAGUGACGUCCUCGCUGGGCCCUGACGGGACCCUAACAGUCCGGGCCAGGAGGAACCCGGCCAAACACGAGCUCGUACAGACCUUCCGCACAGAGAUCAAAAUCUAAAGCGCUUGUGCUUUAACUCUCACUCAUGUUGUCCUGUUUCCUCUCCAGCCACCUUUUGAUGGCGACAGUGUUAGUUUAACUCCACGUGAACGGUCAUUUCAGACACAGAGGUUGGAGCACAAAUCAGUAUUUCCCUCCUGGUCUGUGACGCAACGUAAAAACCAGUUGCUCGCUUCGUAAACUAAACACCUUUGAAAUAACCUACAUUAAACUUGUCUGGCCCAAACAACAACUACUCUGUGUAACCAGUUGUCACCAUAAAAGAUGCACUCUGAAAGUCUGAGGCAAAGGUUAGACUCGGUUAAAAGCCCAGCGUUCAGUAAAAUAAUGCACGUCGUCUAUCGCAGGGACAUUCAACUGGCGGCCCGGGGGCCAAAUCUGGCCCACAGGUGAGC
Molecule: messenger RNA, 1082 nt
Organism: Nematolebias whitei (Rio pearlfish)
Lineage: Eukaryota; Metazoa; Chordata; Actinopteri; Cyprinodontiformes; Rivulidae
Gene: hspb7
Product: heat shock protein family, member 7 (cardiovascular)
Exons: 3
Coding region: 217-687 (156 amino acids)
Biological process (GO): heart development
Cellular component (GO): cytoplasm; nucleus
Source: RefSeq, a predicted model, not a curated record